This is a messenger RNA of Marasmius oreades (fairy-ring Marasmius), 1893 nucleotides long. RefSeq lists its product as uncharacterized. Bases 1 to 1893 code for a protein of 630 amino acids. The transcript is spliced from 6 exons. The record is from RefSeq and is a predicted model, not a curated record. Gene Ontology annotation, biological process: DNA-templated transcription; regulation of DNA-templated transcription. Gene Ontology annotation, molecular function: DNA-binding transcription factor activity, RNA polymerase II-specific; DNA binding; zinc ion binding. Gene Ontology annotation, cellular component: nucleus. NCBI's taxonomy places the organism in Eukaryota, Fungi, Basidiomycota, Agaricomycetes, Agaricales, Marasmiaceae.
AUGUAUAAAGACCUCCUAGAACUGGAAAAACACGGCAAACAGAAUAAAGGAUGUCUUCUGCACGCAAUGUCAGGCGAUCCUGUGCGAACUGUCGGUAUGGAACCAAGGUUCUCUCUUUUCCAAGAUCCCGCUUUAACUGACCUCGACGAUUCUGAUUUUUGGAAAAAUAGAAGGCUGAAAAUUCGAUGUGACGAGGCAAGACCUAUCUGCGGCCAAUGUACCCGAAGAGCUCAUCUUCUCCAAGGCGAAGAAUGCGAGUAUGCAGAUUUUUCGGGGAGGACUGAAUCUGAAGUGCUCCAAGAGAGGAUUUAUGGUCUUGAAGCGAGGAUAAGGGACCUCGAAGCACCGAAACCAGAGCGAGGUUCUCUGCGCCUAUUUCAACCGUAUCCUGAGGGUCAAGAUCGUGGCCAAUCCUCUCAAGUAACGGAAGCUAGUUCAAAUAGCCUGGAACACAUCCACGCAUCUACACCAUUGGUACCUACGCAACUUCCGGAAUUGUCGUUGGAGAGACACCAGUCGCUCCUAAAGUCUGUUUUAUCCCAAUCAUUCAACCUCGGAUUUUUCCUAAACCCUACUCGUUUCUGGGACACGGCACCGGGACACCCUUCGGACAGCCUAACCCCCGGCCUGCUCGGCACAAUUUAUGUGCUCGGGUCACAUCUUCAAUCUUCGGCUUCGGAGUCAGAAUUAGAAUCAGAGUCGGGGGAACAGCGUCCAUCCCAACUCCAACUCCAACUCCAACUCCAACACUCCCUUCCCCGUUCCCUAUCGGAAGUCCCGACCAUGUUAAACUCGACCCAUCCACACCGUACUGUACAUUCUAUCCAAGCAGAGGUCCUAUUAAGCACUUAUUUUUUCGAUACUGGCCGGAUGGUAGAGGGGAUGUAUCACUUGAAUCAAGCUGUUUCAGUGGUGAUUGGUGCUGGAUUAGAUCGACAUCGGGGUGGGGUCGGAAGCCGAAGUGCCGUUACCUCUAACCCUCACUCUCAUCAGGGGAUUGGGAUUGGGAUUGGGAUGUCGCCCCCUCGGCAGGCCAUCGAGGAAGGAGAGAGGAUCAACGCGUUUUGGAUGGUGUAUAUGCUCAGCAAUGUUUGGGGAGCUAUGGUUGGUAGUUAUGCAUUCGAGGGGAUCGGUACGCCUUGGGGGCAGUUUGAUUUGACUGACUAUGAACAAGUGCUAUACGGGGUACAUGCACUGGCACUGUGUGCUGAAAGUUCGAUUCUACUCAAUAGAGCAGCGACACUUACAUCAAGCUUUGACUCUAGUCCGUCCCUUUCCCUUCCUUCAGUGUAUACCAACCUUGGCUCAUUCGAUCCUCCAGAUUUAUCAGACACGGAAAAAAGACAAUUCUUCGACUCGUUCAAAGCGCUCGACAACCUUAUCGACUCUUUCAUCACCUCCCGACUUCCUCCAACAGCCAUGGAUGGAGUAGACCGUAACGCAGACCCCACAUCUCAAGGGUUCAGCGGGUUCGGGUUCAGUGUAGUCCUGUUGACUCAUACAAUCGCAUAUACCUCAUGUAUCCAACUCCACUCGCUAUUCAUCCACACCGACCCACAAUCCCUGGCUAAAUCGCUCGUAUCGGCGAAGGCUUCUGUGCAGCUCCUGAGACAAGGGCAAGCGUCUAGUAACGGUGGUAAUGGUAAUGUGCGGUCGUCGGCGUUCGUGGUGCCGAUAUUAGGGAUGUUGUGGACGAGUAUCGGAAUGGUCUUUUUGAAGGAGAUCGAAUUUUCCCGGCUUCGUCGCAGGGGAGGUGGAGAUGUAGAUAGAGAGGGCGAAAUGAUGUUGGAUCUGGAGUGGUUGUUGAAGACGAUGAGAGGAUUCUCGGGAAGGUCGGUUCUUAUGCGGAACCAGUACACGUUAUUACAGGAGGCGUUGAAACAAUUGACCUAG